Molecule: messenger RNA, 3245 nt
Organism: Oxyura jamaicensis (ruddy duck)
Lineage: Eukaryota; Metazoa; Chordata; Aves; Anseriformes; Anatidae
Gene: GDF7
Product: growth differentiation factor 7
Exons: 2
Coding region: 78-1337 (419 amino acids)
Biological process (GO): BMP signaling pathway; SMAD protein signal transduction
Cellular component (GO): extracellular region
Molecular function (GO): cytokine activity; growth factor activity
Source: RefSeq, a predicted model, not a curated record
GGGCGAAGGACGAUGCUCAAAAGGCGGCGGGGAGCGGCGGCGGCAGCAGCACCGCGCCGAGCGCCCCGGCCGCCGCCAUGCGCCUCCCCGCCGCCGCCCUCUGCCUCUGCCUCCUCGGAGCCUGCCGCCUCCGCCGGGGGCUGGAGGCAGCCGCCGUGCUCGGCCCGCCGGCGGCGUCCCCCCCGCGACCCUCGGCGGCCGCGCCUUCCUCCUCCUCCUCCUCCUCCUCUUCCUCCUCCUCCUCCGUCUCCUCCUCCUCCUCCUCCUCCUCCUCCUCCUCCUCUCCGCCGCGCAACGGCACCGUGGUGCCCCACCACUACAUGGUGGCCCUCUACCAGCGCCUGGCCGCCCGCCGGGGUGCCGGCCGCCCCGCCGCCACGGUGACGGGCUUCGCGGAGCGGGGGCGCAGCGAUGCCUCCCUGUCCACCCCCGAGCAGCGGUACCUCUUUGACAUCUCCAGCCUGCCCGAGGCAGAGGAGGUGACGGGCGCGGAGCUGCGGGUCCUGCGCGCCCUCCCCGAAAACCGCAGCUUGGCCCUGUCCCCCGAAGGCACCUUCCACCACCUCCUCCUCUCCACCUGCCCCAGCCGUGACGGCGAGGAGCCCCGGCUGCUGGACUCCAGGGCUGCAGACGUUUUGGACGCGGGCUCCUCCAGAUGGGAGGUGUUUGACGUCUGGGAAGCACUGCGGGACCGCAGGGAGAGGUCUCCGUCGGGCAAGCUGCUGUGCUUCCUGCUGAGGAUCGUGUCGGAUCAGUCGGGGCGGCUCCUGCCCCCCCGGCAGCUGGGCUUCAGCAAGCCCCGGCCGCAGCCCCACGAGCGAGCCCUGCUCGUGGCCUUCUCCCGCACCCAGAGGAAGGAGAACCUCUUCAAGGAGAUCCGGGAUAAGAUCAAGGCUCUGGGCAGCCCCCCGUUCGUGGAGCCCCCUGAUCCCGGCCAGGAGGCGUACCCCAAGCGGAGGAAGAGGAGGACCGCCGCCGUCGCCGGCCGCGCCGGGGGCAGAGGCCACGGGAAGAAGGCCAAGACCCGCUGCAGCAGGAAGCCCCUGCAUGUGAACUUCAAGGAGCUGGGCUGGGACGACUGGAUCAUCGCCCCCCUGGAUUACGAGGCGUACCACUGCGAGGGGGUGUGUGACUUCCCCCUGCGCUCCCACCUGGAGCCCACCAACCACGCCAUCAUCCAGACCCUGAUGAACUCCAUGGACCCGGAGUCCACCCCCCCGAGCUGCUGCGUGCCCUCCAAGCUCAGCCCCAUCAGCAUCCUCUACAUAGACUCCGGGAACAACGUCGUUUACAAGCAGUACGAGGACAUGGUCGUGGAGACGUGCGGCUGCAGGUAGCAAUUUCUGCAGCUCUCCCCCUCCCCGCCCCGCCCGGCAGCCCCAUUUUAUAUAUAUAAAUAGAAAUAUAUAUAUAUAUAAAAUAUAUAUAUAUAUACAUACACAUCCCGGUGUGUGCCUUCCCAAAAGCCAAGCUAAGAGCCCCCUUCCCUCCCGGGGCUGCCUGGGCCGUGAGCCUAGGAGGGAUGGGGAGACCCUCCCCGCAGACAGCUUCUUUCUCAGAGUUUUGGGGUUUUCUGCCAAAUUGCCUCGGCGGAGGAAGGUGGGAGGGAUGGAGCAUUGGGUCAGCAUUGCCGUCCAGCCAUGGCAGCGGGGUGCAGGGACAGUGGGAGCUCUCUUUUUGGAGUGUAAAAGGACACAUCUUCAGUGUAUCUGGGGAGAAGCAAAGCCCCGAGUUCCCCAGGGAAGAGCCAUUUAGCUUGGCUUCUUAUUUUUCCAAAUAAUCUGGCUAUAAAAAGGGCAGGCUCCACCCCACCUUCCUCUGGCACCAAUUUUACAGCGAGCUCCAUCCCUCCCUGCCUCUCCCCACUCCCCUAAGGGAGCCUGGAUCCGCCAAAAAACAGACUUUUAACUCGCAGACAGCUGAGCUGGGUAGAGCAGGGUGCUCUGUGCUGUGCUAAGAGGACUGCAGCAUUUUGGGAACUCUGGAGCUGAGCAUAAAUCAUGCCUUCAAACCAGAGAACCUGGCAUUGGUAAAGGAGCUGUGGGAAGCCGUGAGGUCUCUGCUCUGCCUUGGUGGCUUUUGGUACCAAGCUUUGGCCUUGUGGGCUGGGUUGGCGUAGGUCAGGGAUGGGUUUGCACAGAUUUUGCUUUGGAUGAUUUGUUUUUUGCUGGUGGUCAAGCUCUUGCCUUACAAAUAUCGGUGCUCACUAGCUACAGGAGUUUGCUUUGGGGGAGAAAAAUCCCUGCUGAAUUGUUUUUUUCUUUUCUUCUUCUUUUUUUUUUUUUUUCCUGUCGAGCUCCUCAUUCUCCAGCUUAGGGGCAUCUCAAGGAGCAUGGCCAUGCCAGCAGCUUUUCUUGCCAUGGUGUUUCUGUUUUGUUUUUUUCCCACUGUGGUCACCCUGCGUGACAAGGAAGGGCUGGGGAGGGCUGGCAGGUCUCACCCCAGGUUCAACGUUAGUGCCAGCAGAAAUCACAGCAGGAGGAGGCUGGCACCACAGCAUGCACAGAGUCACUGAGCUUCCCCUAUACAACGUUUUUCAAUCCCUGUUGGUCUUCUCACUGCUCAAACUUUUUUAUUUUUAUUUUUAUUUUUCACGUUUUUGUUUCUUUUACUCCCUCCCCUUUCCUCCAAAUAUUUGUGGUGGAGGUUUGUGGGCAGUUCAAAUCCAGGCAAGAUAUAUAUACAUAUACACAUAUACACACACAGCUCCUGGCAGCCCCGCGGGCUGGUGGCUGCUGUGAGCCUCAGCCCCCUUCCUGCGGGAUGGGGAGCCGUGUUCGAGGGCACAUCAGCACCCUUGGGAGAAUAGCUGUGGCUCAGUCGCUGCAGGUUCGCAGCCUGCAUCACUGAAAUAAAUGAGAACGGGGGAGGUUUUGGAGGAGAGCACAGAGGCUGAUGCUGGUGACGAUGCUGUCUGUGGUUUUGCCCAUGCAAGAAUCAAUCACCUCUCUCUAAACUGGGCAUGUCAUUUUUGGUGGAGAUCUCUACACUGUGAUAGGUAAGGCCAGGUUCUGCUGGGGGCUUACUCUCAAGGGGGAAAGCCAUAGAAACCAUCCAGUAAAGUUGUAUUUCUGAUCAGUUGCCUCUUGCCUGAGCUGUUUUUCAAGCACAUGUAAGCAUUAUAAAUAGGAGACGAGAGGCUGAGUUUGGACAAGGGUGAAUUCAGUAGGCUCAGAGUGAUUUAAAUGGAUAAUUAUAGGUUCCCAAUCUGCAGUAUUUGUACAACCUUUCCAGGAAAAAAAAAA